Aspergillus vadensis CBS 113365 is the source of this 746-nucleotide messenger RNA. Its product is annotated as nuclear transport factor 2 family protein. The transcript is spliced from 2 exons. The record is from RefSeq and is a predicted model, not a curated record. The coding region runs from base 126 to 515 and encodes 129 amino acids. Lineage: Eukaryota; Fungi; Ascomycota; Eurotiomycetes; Eurotiales; Aspergillaceae.
CCGUUAGGAUACCCCUUAGACGAAUUACCCCCGACCGGCUCAUUCAGUCACCCACGAAAGUCUAAUCGGGAACCACAAAGUCGGAUCCAAAGAAACAACAUCAGCUCAGCUCGGAUUCACCGAAAAUGGUCGGCUCCAUACACGAACGCAUCCGCGAAGACCUUAUCGGCAAGGAGCGUCGUCUCUGGACGGCGCUCACCUCCGCUGACCCGGGGCCCGAGAUCAAGAAGAUGUGUAACGAAGAGGCCAACCUUCUUUUUCCGCAGCGCGAGGUUCUGCACCUGCACUCGAAGCCGUCAAUCAGCGAGGCGCUGAAGCCACCCUUCCAUCACUUCGACGAGUACGAAUUGCAGGAGGUGCGCGUGAUCGUCAUCGACCUGAUGGCUGGGUCAGUAACAUACAAGAUAAAUGCGCGCCGCGGAGAAGAGACGUACCGCGGCACCGGGUCGACUACAUGGAGCCAGGGAAGUGAUGGAGAGUGGCGGAUUGUGGUGCAUCAGGAGACAUUAAUGUGAUGAGACGAGAUCAAUUGAGAUUCAGAUGCAGGGGGGCAAUAUGGAAAGUGGCAGUGACAGUAGGGGAUGGAUGGAAUGAACGAAUCAUGAUUUGUUUUGAUGCACUCUGCUGAUGAAUAUUCCUUUUCUUGUUACAUUAUUUUAUUGAGUUUUUUCGUUGGACCCUGCGUUUCCAUUCAGGGGUUGAAUAUCCCUUGGCAUUGAUUGUGAUUGCGUGGAUGUAUGAAUGUG